Messenger RNA from Penicillium brevicompactum, 3189 nucleotides. It is a transcript of the gene hir1, whose product is annotated as putative histone transcription regulator Hir1. Gene Ontology annotation, cellular component: nucleus; HIR complex. Gene Ontology annotation, molecular function: nucleosome binding; protein binding. Gene Ontology annotation, biological process: regulation of DNA-templated transcription; DNA-templated transcription; chromatin remodeling. The record is from RefSeq and is a predicted model, not a curated record. NCBI's taxonomy places the organism in Eukaryota, Fungi, Ascomycota, Eurotiomycetes, Eurotiales, Aspergillaceae. The transcript has 5 exons. Bases 1 to 3189 code for a protein of 1062 amino acids.
AUGCAUAUUAUCAAGCCCGUCUGGCUCACUCACGGAGGUGAACGCAAAGACUUCGAAGUCUAUAGCUGCGACGUAUCCCCGGACGGAAAGCGACUUGUGACAGCUGCUGGAGAUGGAUACGUUCGAAUUUGGUCAACGGAGGCCAUUUAUGGCACCGGAACUGCCGAACUCGCUGGCAAGCCGAAACAACUGGCAUCCAUGAGCAACCACUCCGGCACGAUCCACACCGUACGAUUUUCACCAAACGGAAAAUAUCUGGCGUCAGGCGCAGAUGACAAGAUUGUUUGCGUUUACAUGCUCGAUUCCAAUCCUCCCACACACUCGACGUUCGGCUCGGACGAAGCACCACCCGUUGAGAACUGGCGCACGAUUCGCCGCUUGAUCGGUCACGAUAAUGAUGUUCAGGAUCUUGGAUGGUCAUAUGACUCUUCCAUCUUGGUGUCCGUCGGACUGGACUCUAAGAUCGUGGUUUGGUCUGGUCACUCGUUUGAAAAGCUGAAAAGUAUCUCAAUUCACCAGAGUCACGUAAAAGGCAUCACGUUCGACCCGGCGAACAAAUUCUUCGCAACCGCUAGCGAUGAUCGGACUGUCCGCAUCUUCCAAUUUACCUCUCCCGCUCCCAACUCCUCCGCGCACGACCAGAUGAACAACUUUGUCCUCGAGCAGACUAUCACAGCACCAUUCGCCAAUUCUCCUCUGACUGCCUACUUCCGCCGCUGCUCAUGGUCGCCCGAUGGAAUGCAUAUCGCUGCGGCGAAUGCCGUCAACGGUCCCGUCAGCUCUGUCGCCAUCAUCAACCGCGGCUCUUGGGACGGUGAUAUUAACUUAAUCGGCCACGAAGCUCCGGUAGAAGUCUGCGCGUUCUCUCCGCGACUAUACUCAAUGGAUGCGCCUGGCAAAAAGCAAGCCGAUGGCCAGCCAGUACCACCAAACCACAUCACUGUCAUUGCCUGUGCCGGUGGUGAUAAGUCUCUCAGCAUCUGGAUCACAAGUAACGCUCGACCCAUCGUCGUUGCCCAGGAGAUGGCAGCCAAGGCAAUCUCUGAUCUGGCAUGGACCCCCGAUGGAAAGUGUCUAUUUGCUACAGCUCUAGAUGGCACCAUUGUGGCUGUGAGAUUUGAGGACGGUGAGCUUGGAUGGGCCACAGAAAUGGAAGAGAACGAGAAGUCGCUCAACAAGUUCGGUACCAACAGAAGAGGCGCCGGCAUCACAGAGAAUACCGAUAGUUUACUAUUGGAGGAGAAGAGCAAGGCAGGUGAAAUCAAGCAUGUUGAAGGAAGGAUGGGUGCAUUGAUGGGCGAUGGCGCUGAGCCUACUGCGAAUGGAGAAAAGCCUUCUCGCCCUUCGAAUGGGAACACGCCUGCUCGUGCUUCGUCGCCUCCUUCCGAGACCCCCAAAACCCAGCCCAAUGGGUCCGCCUCAACAUCAACCGGCGCGGAAGCCGAGAAACCGGAUCCUUACCAAGCCAAGUUGGAAAGACUCAAACAACGCCCGACAUACACCAAGGAAGGAAAGAAGCGAAUUGCCCCAUUGUUGGUUUCUGGUGCUGGUGCUGGCGAGUCAUCUCUGCCCCAAGCUCGUCUAAUGGCCUCCGUCAGCAAUCAAGUCAAAGCCGACGCCCCAAGUACGAUUGUUGACUUGUCAAAACCCUUCGAUGGUUUACCAAAGGGUGGCCUGACGACUUUGCUACUUGGAAAUAAGCGAAAGCUAGCUCAAAUCGAGGGCGACGAAGACAACAGCGUGGAAAAACGUGUUGCCUCUGCAAGCCAAAAUAACGCAACCCCCAUUAUGGCCAACACCAUUGAAGGCCUUCUGCCCGCUCAAGUGCAGCCUGCGACAACCGGUCAACAGCCAACUCCAGAGUUCAUCCGACCUGCCGUCAUCAACCCCUGCAUGUCAGUCAGCCAGCUUCGUUUGGCAGUCCCUAAAAUUCGAAGCCAGAUUCUUCGCGCCCUUGAUUCAAGUGGAAAGCCCACGGAGCCACCAGCUCCUGGUGCAGACCCAAGCACUACCAAGGGUCGCGUAGAUGUGGUCUUCGAAGCUCGGAACCCAUCGGCGGCAAGCCUGACCGGCCGCGCCGUGGACCGUGAGCCGGUGCGUCUCACGCUGUUCCGUGGAGACCAGCCAUUAUGGCAAGACUUCUUACCAAAGUCCGUCCUUCUUGUGACGGGAAAUCAGACCAUGUGGGCGGCUGGCUGUGAAGAUGGAUCUAUCUAUUUAUGGACACCGGCAGGUCGUCGCUUGGUUUCUGGGCUUGUUCUUGAAGCACAGCCUGUCAUUUUGGAGUGCAAUGGACCUUGGAUUCUGUGCAUUUCUUCGGUAGGUAUGUGCUACGUUUGGAACGUGAAACACCUAUCCUCUCCCCAUCCACCUGUCUCCCUUCAACCAGUGCUGGAUGCUGCAAUUCACACACCUGGUGCAAACCCCACCGCUGCUCCUGCGGUCACGGAUGCCAGAAUCAAUUCCGAAGGCCGAGUCGUGGUGUCUCUAUCCAAUGGAGAAGGUUACUCUUACUCUCCCUCCAUGUUCACAUGGCAGCGGAUCUCUGAGGCCUGGUGGGCGGUUGGUAGUCAGUACUGGAAUACGACCGACGCACCAGUUAGCAAUUUGCAGGCCAAGGACGCGCAGCCAGACAACAAGGAUGCAAAGGCAGCCGUCGCAGCUGGUAUCAUCCCUUGGCUGGAGCGCAACACUACCAACGAGACUCUCCUUCGUGGAAGAGCCUACUUCCUUCAGCGUCUCAUCAAGGUGCUACUCUCCCGUGAAGGCUACGAGACCUUUGAAUCCAGCGUGUCAAUCGCCCAUCUUGAGAACCGCCUUGCUGCUUCUUUGUCUCUAGGCGCCAAGGAGGAGUUCCGACUGUACUUGUCAAUGUAUGCCAAACGCAUUGGCGCCGAAGGACUGAAGCUGAAGGUCGAGGAGCUGCUCAAGGGGCUGAUGGGUGGUCUAUUCGACGACGAAGAUGAUGCUAGCGAGGGCGUCAAAAGAUUACAGGCCAAUGAACGCGAUGGCCGUAACUGGCGCGAAGGAUCCGACAAUAUUUGUGGCUGGCCGCGAGAAGUCCUUUUGAAGGAAGUCAUCCUUGCUCUUGGUAAACACCGUGAUCUUCAACGAGUGACGGUGCCUUAUGCCAAGCUUCUUGAUAUGGUUGACACGGCGUCUGAUCAAGGUGACGCGAUGGACCUUUAA